GAGAGAGACCUUCCUGCUCGAAUUGCUUUACCUGGACUGCAAGCGACGAAUUGGCAGCUGAGAGAGAGAGAGAGAGAGAGAGGAGAGAGAACUACCUAGUCCCUCCAAUGGCCAGCUGAGAGAGAGAGAGAGGAGAGAGAGAGAGAUUUGGUACUGAUGAGUCGGCUGCAAGUCCUGGAGAUCAUCUUCUUCAUCUCAUCACUGCAAGCGACGAAUUGUUGCCAUUUUUAGCUUUGAGAAGUACCCAGGUUAGAUUCCAAGAUCCAUUAGAUAUAUAUGCAUGGUUUCCCCCAUCAAUAAUUUCGGCCAUUUAUGGAUUUUUGAACUAGAAGUACAAAGACACCGGCUUUCUUUCUGAAUCACCUCCUGGUUUACAGAGCAGAGGAGUUCUAAAAAAUUUCUCUCAAACGCUGAUCUUGGCAAAACCUGAUUUUGGCGGCCAUAUUAUCAUGGUGGAAACCAUAGAGAAGCGGGAAAUGGAGAAAGGAGAGGACUUGGAGGAAUUCAAUGGUGAUUUGGAAGCCAUUGAGACAGGGAAGAUUCCUCCAUGGUCAACCCAUAUAACUCUCCGAGGUCUCAUAGCGAGCCUCGCCAUUGGGAUCAUGUACAGUGUGAUUGUGAUGAAGUUGAAUCUGACCACCGGUCUUGUGCCUACCUUCAAUGUCUCCGCUGCACUCCUUGCCUUCGUCUUCCUCCGUUGCUGGACUAAAGUUCUUCACAAGGCUGGUUUCACCGCAAAGCCCUUUACCAGGCAGGAGAAUACUGUGGUCCAGACUUGUGCUGUUGCUUGCUAUAGCAUAGCCGUGGGAGGAGGAUUUGGGUCUUAUCUCUUGGCUUUGAAUAAGAAGACUUAUGAACAAGCUGGAUUGGAUACAGAGGGAAAUACGCCUGGGAGUUAUAAAGAGCCUGGCAUUGGUUGGAUGAUUGGCUAUCUGUUUGCUGUUAGCUUUGUGGGGAUCUUGGCGUUGGUUCCUCUAAGAAAGAUCAUGAUUAUUGAUUACAAGCUAACCUUUCCAAGCGGUACUGCAACUGCAGUUCUAAUCAAUGGCUUCCAUACUCCUAAAGGGGAUAAAAUGGCCAAAAAGCAAGUACAAGGUUUUGCGAAAUAUUUCGCCAUCAGUUUUCUAUGGAGCUUUUUUCAGUGGUUUUUCUCAGGAGGAGAUGUGUGUGGAUUCUCGCAGUUUCCUACAUUUGGCCUUAAUGCAUGGAAACAAACAUUUUUCUUUGAUUUCAGCCUUACCUAUGUAGGAGCUGGAAUGAUUUGCUCUUACUUAGUUAACAUUUCUCUUCUGAUUGGAGCUGUUCUUUCAUGGGGACUAAUGUGGCCUCUUAUUAGUGAACUUAAAGGCAAGUGGUAUCCCUUUGACAUACCAGAAAGCAGCAUGAAGAGCUUGCAGGGUUACAAGGUUUUCAUCUCCAUCGCCCUCAUUCUUGGAGAUGGAAUCUACAAUUUUCUCAAAAUUCUUGCUUUCAUAGCAAGAAACAUGCAUGCUAGAUCAAGAAACAAAAGCAUUAAAAAAGUAGCAGAGCAUAACAAUUACCUUCUCGACGAUAUACGGCGAAAUGAGUUAUUCGUCACAGGGAAUAUUCCCAUAUGGGUAGCUUACACUGGUUAUGCAGUCUUCACCAUAGUUGCCCUCGUUGCCAUUCCCUCCAUGUUCCCAGUGGUGAAAUGGUACUAUGUAAUAACAGCCUAUCUCCUCGCACCUGCGCUCGGUUUCUGCAAUGCAUAUGGAGCGGGCCUUACUGACAUGAACAUGGCAUACAACUAUGGCAAAGUGGCUCUCUUCAUCCUUGCAUCUUUGGCAGGGAAAGACUCGGGAGUGAUAGCCGGUCUUGUAGGUUGUGGUUUGAUCAAAUCAGUCGUCUCUGUCUCUGCUGAUCUUAUGCACGAUUUCAAGACAGGCCAUCUCACCCUCACUUCACCAACAUCAAUGCUCCUCUCACAGGCAAUUGGAACGUCCAUGGGCUGCAUUAUUGCUCCUUUGACCUUCUUCCUUUUCUAUAAAGCAUUCGAUGUCGGAAAUCCGGAUGGAAGCUUCAAAGCUCCAUAUGCUCUCAUCUAUCGAAACAUGGCCAUUUUGGGUGUUCAGGGCUUCUCUGCACUUCCUCAACACUGCUUGCAGCUUUGCUAUGGUUUCUUUGGCUUUGCCGUGGCAGCUAACCUGAUGAGGGAUCUCUUCCCAACUAAGUAUGAUCCGAUGGCCAUGGCGGUUCCCUUUUUGGUUGGGGCUAGCUUUGCUAUUGAUAUGUGUGUGGGGAGUUUGAUAGUUUUUUUCUGGCAUCAGUUUAACAGCCAAAAGGCUGCACUUUUGGUGCCGGCAGUUGCUUCUGGUUUGAUCUGUGGGGACGGGCUGUGGAUUCUUCCUUCGUCGUUGCUCGCUCUCGCAAAGAUCAAUCCCCCGCUCUGCAUGAAGUUUUUUGCAACUUGAUUGAUCAGUUAAGUCAUGUAUUAGAAAGCGAUGAAUGAAAGGCUGGAGAAUUCCACCUUGACAUCUGAAAAUGCUGCAUUAGUGGAUUCAUGGCAGAUUUGAAGAUAAUAUAUACAUAUAUGUAUAAAAUCCCUAUAUAUUAUUCUAACAUCUUUGCGGAAAAGGCUUUAUUUCCUUUA
Messenger RNA from Phalaenopsis equestris, 2611 nucleotides. Its product is annotated as probable metal-nicotianamine transporter YSL9. Gene Ontology annotation, cellular component: plasma membrane. Gene Ontology annotation, molecular function: iron-nicotianamine transmembrane transporter activity; oligopeptide transmembrane transporter activity. Gene Ontology annotation, biological process: seed development; response to iron ion. The record is from RefSeq and is a predicted model, not a curated record. NCBI's taxonomy places the organism in Eukaryota, Viridiplantae, Streptophyta, Magnoliopsida, Asparagales, Orchidaceae.